AUGAAGAGAGGUGGAGGGUUAAUAGACAAACAACUGAACGACAUUGAAGUAUCAAGUCAAGAAGAAAAAGAAAUACAAGAGAGGAAAACAUUAUAUAUCGAAUCAUACACUAGAGACUAUUUUGCUUAUGUUUGUGACCCACUUUAUAAAGACUUUACAACCUUUUUCAAAAAAUUUCCAAACGAAUUGUACCAUUUCGCUGAUUUCAAACAAAUUUGGAUCAACUCGGGGUUUCCUUUGGUAUUGCAAUUCGAAGGAAUUUCUCAUGACAUCGCGAAAGUCACUCUUCAAAUGGCGUUCCAAGUCGUGAUUGAUAUUUGUAUGACAAACACAAAAAGUAUCCCAACACAAAUCACUGCAUUGUACACGUUAUAUACAUUAUAUAAUACACAACACAAUAUUCCACUAUUAUCAAUCAAUGUAACCCUUCUACAUUUCUCAACAAUGGUAUCCAUUGCUAAUGAGUGUCAAACCAAUGGCCUAGUCGAUGUCAAAUUGAUUUUAAAAAAGCUAUUUGAUUCCAGUGCGUUUAUAUAUUCGAUGAAACCAAAUGUAGUUGAAUCAAAGCGAAUUCGCGAGUUCUCCAAAUUGGAUAAAACUGCGCAUGCAACGAUUCAUUACAACACUGAAUUACACCCCGAUGCGGUAUAUUGUCACACAACGAUAUUAAACCUUCAACGAUCGUUUGGGUUAAAUCGUGCGAUAUCUCCAGAGUUCUUAGAAAAGUACGAGACGCUUCAAAAAAAGUUGUAUGGUGAGAACGACACGAGUGAAAUCAAUUAA
Messenger RNA from Entamoeba invadens IP1, 783 nucleotides. RefSeq lists its product as hypothetical. The transcript has 3 exons. Lineage: Eukaryota; Evosea; Mastigamoebida; Endamoebidae. Gene Ontology annotation, cellular component: snRNA-activating protein complex. The coding region runs from base 1 to 783 and encodes 260 amino acids. Gene Ontology annotation, molecular function: sequence-specific DNA binding. The record is from RefSeq and is a predicted model, not a curated record. Gene Ontology annotation, biological process: snRNA transcription by RNA polymerase II; snRNA transcription by RNA polymerase III.